Messenger RNA from Kogia breviceps (pygmy sperm whale), 1511 nucleotides. NCBI's taxonomy places the organism in Eukaryota, Metazoa, Chordata, Mammalia, Artiodactyla, Physeteridae. The record is from RefSeq and is a predicted model, not a curated record.
AAGAAUGGGCGGGAGUAGCAGAAGAGUUGUGAAGAUUAUUGGCUGGCAGGAGUGGUGGGCGGGGCGUAGGCCGAGCUGCCUCAUUUAUUGGUGGAAUUUGAACCCCUCGUUUUCUCGUUUCUGCCACGUUGACUUAGAGCCCGGCGGUGUUUAGCUCCGUUGUCUGUACCUGUGUCCUCGGAAACCAACAGAUUGGAAGGACUUUAAAAAAUAUGGCAGAAAAGAGCCAAAAGCUGAAGAUAGCUCGCUGUAUCACCGAUCUUCUUAGCUUACCAUGGUCUACUACUUAGCUCUACUUCUUAGCUCUACCAAGAUUUUAGUUUGGACGAAUUUGAGGUUAUUGGGGGCAACAGCAGGUGGCAAAUCAGGCUCGGUGGAAAGGGGCAAAUACAGGUUGGCUCCAGUUGAAACGGCUUGAACGGCGUCCCUGUGACUGACUGCACCAAUUACGAAAGCGAUGACGUCUGUGUGUUGUUAUGAGGUUCUCGAACUGAGUGUCUAGAAAUGCGAAGAUCUAGAGUUCCCACCUUUCCUAAUUACAUUUGUCCUACCUCAUCGACUGGACUAUAAGCUUCACAGACUUAGGAACAGGCCUUCGAUAUUUUGAAUCACCUUUACAUGGAGCACAAAGAUGAUGACGAUGAUGAUGUGUCUUUUGCCAAAUGGAUGAGCAGCUUCUGGGGUCACAGCUGGAUAGAGGAGGAUGAGAGAGGACUCCGGGACCGCCAUGGAUCACAAGACUCCAGUUACAGGAAAACCUCCCUGCCCUGCCCAGAGAAAGCUCCUACUGAUCAAGAAGAUAAAAUUUCAGUCCAACAUGAGAUUUGUUUGUUUCCUGUGCUUCCCAGCAUGAUGUCAUCUGACAGCCAUCCUAGAAGGCAUUCUUAUGAGGACCAGGGAUUUCAAUGCCAUACUCACAUGCGGGAUUACAGAAAAUGCUCAGGGGAUGGGUCAUUCAAGGAGCCACUGGAAUCAAAAAGAAGAUCCCAUUCCAAAAUUCAGGUAUUUUCAGAGUCCUUUGAACAGCAACUCUGCUUUAGAACCAAAUGUUCUUUCUCUUCGGGACCUGAGAGCAGAAAGGAGAGAAAUGAGAGAGAAUGCGGGGCACUGGAAAUGAGGUCUUGCAAGAAAGCGGAGGAAAGAAGGAGCUCUAGGAAGGAAGAGCGUGGAGAAGCAUACCUGCCCGCCCUGUCUGAAAAGGGGCCCAAAUAGUACUUUGUUUCCACACCAUGACUACUGAUGCUGCUGUGUUUUUUGAGCCCCAAUUCACCAGGCCCAGGAGUGGUAGCUGUAAAGAGUCUGCAGAUGCUGAGUGACUCAAGUGGGUGGUUGAUUCAGCUGCUCCCAAGACAGCUUGCAUCAUAACUCCAGCUGCUUUACAGAGAGUGAUCUGCUCUGUUGCCCUUUUAUGGGAAUAAAAAGGAUAAAAGGUAUUUUAAUAGCAUAAAGUAAUUCUUGAAAAUGUGAAGGAGAUAUUUUAAAAGCUACCCACACAUCUUCCCCAACCCUUC